AUGCCCACACAGCAGACACGUACACUGCUGAGUUAUGCGCCAAAAAUCCCAGCAUUUGACGGCAGAGCGGUGUCCGAGCAUGAGGCCAAGCUUUAUGGCGUCUGGAUGAAGUUGAAUGGGUCAUCAGCAGACAAUGUGCCAACUGUUGAUGUUCUCCUCGAUGCGUUGGAGAUAUUGGAAAGGUCACCUCCUUCUGUAGUGACCAGUUCUCAACCUUACGAUGAGUCUUCGGAGCUGAGAGAUGCUAUUCUCACCAAGCUUGUAUUUGGUGUAUAUACGCAUUUCUCUGAGACAUUGCUUAACGAAUCAAUUGAGGCUGAGGCUGAGGCUUAUUGGUGGACGAAUAUUGAGCGCAAUUCUUGGGGCUGCUGGUGCUAUUUUGUCCAAACUCUUCCGUUGCGCCUUGUUCGUCUCGGACGCAAAGUCGCAGCAAUUGCUAAUGAGCAAAAUAUCCAUACUUUCGGCGAUACAUUCAAUCGGCUUGCUGUUCCACACGUUGAAAUCUUUAAUGCUCUCUUUCCUUCUCUCAAAAAACGAUUCAUCUUUCCUCGCUCGCCCCUCGCACUCAUACGAGAGGAGUGUUCUGAACAUCACAGAAAGCUCCAGCGGAUAAGAGACAAGCGCGCUGAGCAGCUGGGCUGCCUAACGUUUCUUGGGGCCAAUGUCCGUUCCCGAUUCGAGACAAGAGCAACGCAGCCCUCAAAUAUACUGUGGAAAGAUCCCAAAUUUCUCCAUGAUCUCCAAUUGAUAAUGGCAGGAGAUACGUCGCAAGCGAUUGAAACUUCCGACCUAUCGGAUACCCUGACCGUUCUCCACCAAUUUCUUACCCAACUCCUGCCACGACAUGUGGAAGCGCAUCACACUUCUAUACGGUCAUACCAGCGCCCCCCAAGGUGGACACGGGCAUGGCCGAAGGUCUUUUUCGGACCUCCUCUCUUUCUCCUCAUAUUCCGCUCGAUAUACAACAAUCGGAGUUCAAUUCGUGUGAGUCUCAUUGAUGCAAAGGAGACGAUAAGAGGGUUUUGGGUUCAAUGGGUGGUAGAACCUGUAAGGGAAAUCCUGAACACCGUCCGAACAGGUGGCGAGAGUGGUCCAAGGGUGACAUCGAAGGAAGGGCUUAAAUCCGACAUGGAGUCGCUAGAACGCAUGGUGAUCUCACUGGCUACAGAAAAGCAAAAUUGGUCGAAUGAAGAGCUCAAGGACCUCUCCCAGAAGAUCCGGCAAGGGGACUUGACGCCUGUCCUGGAAAUGUAUGAAGACGACAUCAAGAAGCCCCUGCGCUCUGCCGUGGACAUUGACUUCGCUUUGGAGGGCAUCGAUAAGCUCUUGCGUUCGCAAGAACUCACGUUCGGUUUCGUGGGUGUAGCCCCAUCACUAACUGUGCUUUACGUCGUUGGUGGUUGGAUUCGGAGUCUAUUGGGAAACGGAUCUCGAUGGAGGCCCGGUGACAAGCGCAGACGAGAGGUGUCACUCCACCUCAUUCGCCGAAUAGAGCGUCUCUUAUUGAAUGCGGGCAUGCCCAUACCCCCAUCUGAAUCGCCCUCUUCCGAUGAACCAUCAAGCAAACAGCUCCCAGCACUCACACAGGGCUUGCUCAUCGUCUCCCUUACUCAUCUAAGAAGGUAUGCUGAAUCCUCGCUCCCUAGGCGCUCAAGACUCCGUGAGGGUUUCCUUGAAGACCUGUCGGACUUAGAAGAAUCUUCUUUCGACAAAGAGGAGAAAUUUCUAAUUGUGCAGCGAAUGUGGAGGUCGUGGGGUCAAGACCUUGGUUGGGGAUGCUCGGUGCACAGGUGA
Molecule: messenger RNA, 1794 nt
Organism: Cantharellus anzutake
Lineage: Eukaryota; Fungi; Basidiomycota; Agaricomycetes; Cantharellales; Hydnaceae
Product: ATP synthase regulation protein NCA2-domain-containing protein
Exons: 5
Coding region: 1-1794 (597 amino acids)
Cellular component (GO): mitochondrial outer membrane
Source: RefSeq, a predicted model, not a curated record